Messenger RNA from Brassica napus (rape), 879 nucleotides. RefSeq names its product BON1-associated protein 2. The transcript has a single exon. NCBI's taxonomy places the organism in Eukaryota, Viridiplantae, Streptophyta, Magnoliopsida, Brassicales, Brassicaceae. The record is from RefSeq and is a predicted model, not a curated record. Bases 94 to 711 code for a protein of 205 amino acids. Gene Ontology annotation, biological process: defense response.
UUCAUCUUCUCCACCACUUACACGAAACAAAACGGUAAGUCAUCUCAUCUACGCAGGAUUAGACAUAUAUACAUAAACAUAACAUCAAACGCCAUGUCGUAUUCAAGAUCAAAACGUUCAUUGGAGAUUGAGUUAAUAUCAGCGGAAGGACUCAAGGUAAAUGGAAAACCGGUGAAGAGGCAGACAUUCGGCGUGGUCAGAAUAGAUCAAGAGACUCAUCACAAAUGUAAAGUGGAUGAACAGGGUGGGAGCUAUCCUAUUUGGAAAGAUAGAAUCAAGACCGAGAUGGCUGUAGACGGGAGUGUAAGAUUUAUCUCUGUAGAGGUUUUCUAUCUAACAAGUGGCGGAGCCAAGAAGAGUGUUGGAGUCGCCAAGAUUCCGGUGACGGAUUUCAUGGGAGGAUUCACUCCUCAGGGGCAUUUGAAUUUUUUGAGUUAUAGGUUGAGAGACGAGUAUGGAGAUAAAAGUGGUAUCGUUAAUGUGUCAAUAAUGGUAAAACCUGACGUUAACGAUGUCAAAUAUGUGUCGCCGUCCCCUUUGAUGGUGCCUUCGUUGGGUUACACUGCGUGUUCUUCUCAGGCUGCUAAGGCGGUGAAUGGUCAAAUGUGGAGACCAACGACAUCUUCAUCAAUGGCUACGACAAUUGGCUAUGGUGGUCGUGUUGUGACUGGAGUUCCUGUUAAUUGGCCGACGUAUCAACGACGGUUGUAAUUCUUUAUUUUUCUAACAUGUUUGUCUGAACAGAUAAUUCUUCAUAUUUUUUUACCAUGUACUUACUAUUCUUAAAAUUGGGGUUCUGGGUGAAAAAAAAAUACGUUUGAUAAAUCAUGAAAUAUUAUAAAUUUAUUUAUUAUGAAAUAAAUAAAAAGGUUCAUUUUA